GAACUGCGUCCCGCUCCUCAAAAACGCCUCUUCUUUCUUGGCCUCCCAGCCUAGCCCCUGCCCCUUCGUCCAAGCACCUGCAGAGAAACGGGCCUGUCGGCUCUCGGGAACCCCAUCCCGGAGGAAUGAUCUAGGCCCGGGACUUCUGGGAGGCACCUGUGUCCCUGGAAGGGGCGAAGAGUCCACGAUUGGGGGCCAGGGUGGCCAUCCAUGCAUGGUCCCCCUGAGAGGACCGAGCGCCAGGGCCCAAGGAUGGGGCACCUGGAUUCCGGGAGGAAAAGCUCUUCUGGGGAUGCAGAUGAAUGGGAGCUGGGCAUCCCUGAAGGGCUGGAGCAGGGGAGGGGGUGAUGGUCUGCUCUUACCCAAUCGCUGCUGGGCCUGGGCCUGUGCCCCCGGGUCAGCCGUCCCUGUUACCUGGGUGGGUGGGGUCACAGUGCCCAGAGUUCAGUUUUAGCUGAUGCCAACCCCACCCCUCCCAACAUAAACCCAAGCUCCAGGCCUUAGGGUUUUUCCUACCAGUCCCAUCCCCAACAUACAUCUAUCUCCCUGGAAGGGACAACAAGCAGAACAUAUGUACUUGGGCAGAGACAGAGGCCUGAGUAUGUCUUGGGAAGAGGAGAACAGCCAGCCAGACAGCAAAGAAGGAGCUUGGAGAUAUCAGAACACAACAGCAUCACAGGAUCUUGGAAAAAGGGCCAGCAAAGAGACAGACAAGGCAUCCCCACCGAGGACAGCCAGGCCAACUGAGCAGGAUGGGGCAAGAGGCCCCCCAGGCAUAGCCAGAGCCACUCACCAGAACCUAAAACCAUCCCGUGCUGGAGAGGCCCCUAUCAACUACCCGGUCAGCCAAGGGCAGAGGAAUAGGGGUAUAUGCUGGGGCUGACACAGCUGGCUUUGAACCCCAGCUCUGCCACUUCUGGGCUGAACCUCCUUAUGAGGAACUUGAGGCACGUGACUCUCCCUGGGCCAUUUAGCCUAGCACAGCAGGGACCAGGUUUCCUGACUUCCAGGCCAGUCUUCAGUGCUCUACCUAAUGGCAGCUUUUAAGGAAUGGAAAGAGGGUAUAUGCCUUUACCUAUUUGGCAGCAGCCUGGGGCUGGGGGGGCUCCUGCUCCUGGCUGUGGUCGUUCUGUCUGCCUGUCUGUGUCGGCUCCAUCGGAAAGUGAGGAGGCUGGAGAGGAGCUGGUACCUUCUACCCCCGCCCCAGGCCCAGCUCUCGGAGCAAGAGCUCCACUACGCAUCUCUGCUGUCCGUGCCUUGCCGUGAGGGGCCUGGCCUCAGCCAAAGGGAAGGCUCCAAGGAGGACCCCAGCAGUGACUAUGCCUGCAUUGCCAAGAACUAAUCCACCUGAGCUCCCCCAAAUGCCUUCCCCCAACCCAGGACUGUGGCCCACCCAGUAAAGACCGUGGUCUCACCA
Messenger RNA from Neofelis nebulosa (Clouded leopard), 1417 nucleotides. It is a transcript of the gene LST1, whose product is annotated as leukocyte specific transcript 1. NCBI's taxonomy places the organism in Eukaryota, Metazoa, Chordata, Mammalia, Carnivora, Felidae. Gene Ontology annotation, cellular component: membrane. Gene Ontology annotation, biological process: cell morphogenesis; immune response; dendrite development. The record is from RefSeq and is a predicted model, not a curated record. The transcript is spliced from 7 exons. The coding region runs from base 1034 to 1342 and encodes 102 amino acids.